Messenger RNA from Penicillium canescens, 1617 nucleotides. RefSeq lists its product as uncharacterized. Gene Ontology annotation, molecular function: transmembrane transporter activity. The record is from RefSeq and is a predicted model, not a curated record. NCBI's taxonomy places the organism in Eukaryota, Fungi, Ascomycota, Eurotiomycetes, Eurotiales, Aspergillaceae. The coding region runs from base 1 to 1617 and encodes 538 amino acids. Gene Ontology annotation, cellular component: membrane. The transcript has 5 exons. Gene Ontology annotation, biological process: transmembrane transport.
AUGGCUGAAGGCAAGGAUCAGCCCCAGCAGGGGAUUGAGGCUGCUCCCGUUCAACAUCAGGUCGAGAUGGGCGAGUACCAGAGCAAGCAGGACAUUUCCCAUGUCGAGCAGGUUCUCUCUGGCGAUGACUUGCGGAAGGAUAACAUGGAUGUUAGCCGUGUUGACAAGGAAAUCCAAGCAUAUGCUGCUGAUGUGGCGGUGGAAAUUGAUGCAGAGACCGACAAGCGUCUCAAGCGUUUGAUUGAUCGUCGUGUUCUGGUCAUUAUGAUCUGCACGUAUUUCCUGCAGGCUUUGGAUAAGGGAACCAUGUCUUUCUCUGCUAUCAUGGGUAUCAAGACGGAUGCACACUUGGAGGAUGGUCAAAAGUACUCCUGGUUGACUACCUGUAUUUACAUCGCUGUCCUCACGGUCGAAUACCCGACCAACUGGAUCAUCCAACGAGUCCCAAUUGGCAAGUACCUUGGUAUCAACAUUUGCCUCUGGGGUACGAUUCUGGCCCUUCACGCUGCGUGCCACAACUUCGCCGGAUUGGUCACAGUCCGUACCUUGCUGGGUAUCUUUGAGGCCUGUUGCCAGCCUAUCUUCGUUACACUGUCGUCCAUGUGGUAUAAAAGAGAGGAGCAAGCAGCUACCGUGACAUACUGGUACAUGAUGAACGGCGCCCAACAGAUCGUCGGCGGCCUCCUGGCCUACUGCUUCACCCUAAUUGGCGCAGACAAAGUCAUCAAGUCCUGGCAAGCACUUUUUCUUACCUACGGAUGCAUCUCCGUAAUCUGGGGAGUCUUCGUCAUCUGGUACAUGCCCGACUCGCCCAUGCGUGCGAAGUGCUUCACUGAGGAGGACAAGCGCCUCAUGGUCGAGCGCCUUCGUUCCAAUCAGACCGGUAUCCAGAACAGACAGUUCCGUGCGUAUCAGAUGUGGGAGGCCCUACGUGAUCCUCAGAUGUGGUGCUACUGUGCCGUGCAGAUGUUCACUACGCUUCCUACUAGUGGACUCGGUGCAUUCUUCACUAUUAUCAUCAAGAGUUUCAAGUUUACUACCCUGCAGACUCAGUUGCUUGCUAUGGUGCUGGGUGCCUAUAUUAUUAUCAUUCUGUUGUCGUCUGCUUGGUUGGUCAAGAAGUACAACCAGAACUUGCUAGUGAUGCUGGGUUUCAUCAUUCCAUCGUUCAUUGGAACAAUAGUCUUGAUGACCGUUAAGAACACCACCCUAUCCACCAAGGUCGGCCUUCUCAUCAGUUACUACAUCACCAUGUCUUUCUGGUCAGCCCAGACCCUCACCUUGUCAAUGGUCUCCCGAAACAUCGGCGGACAAACCAAGAAGGCCACCGUCGUUGCAGCAACCUUCAUCUCGUGGGCCGCUGGAAAUGCAAUUGGCCCCCAAGUAUUCCUUGACACUGAUGCCCCGCGAUACCACAUCGCCUGGAGUGUCCACCUCGCCUGCUACUCCUGCAUGGUCUCCGCUGUCAUCUACCUCCGGUUCUAUCUCAAGCGCCAGAACGCGAAGAAGGAUAAGCUCUUGGCUGAGUCUGGACUCAGUGCUGCUGAUCCUAACCUGAUUCACGCUUUCGAGGAUAAGACAGAUCAGGAGAACAUGAACUUCCGAUAUGUGUAUUAG